Molecule: messenger RNA, 2568 nt
Organism: Trichoderma gamsii
Lineage: Eukaryota; Fungi; Ascomycota; Sordariomycetes; Hypocreales; Hypocreaceae
Exons: 4
Coding region: 1-2568 (855 amino acids)
Biological process (GO): DNA-templated transcription
Molecular function (GO): DNA binding; zinc ion binding
Source: RefSeq, a predicted model, not a curated record
AUGCGGAGAAAUGGCUCCUCCUUCUCCACGCCCUUAAAAGUGGAGGGCACCAAACAGACAUCAAAAAUCAAAGCCUCUGCCCACUUUUCCUCCCUGUAUUUGACCGUUGAUAAAUCCCCGUCUCGCCUCGAGUCUCCAGCCAGGCGUUUCCGACCGGAAACGCGACAUCGACUGCGCGCCCUGCGUUUCUCCGAUACCCGGAAACUGACUGCGAGCGCCCUGUGGGAAGGGAAGCGGAGGCUGGAGAGGGAGCGCGAAGCCAGAGGAAGCGACCGCCAGCAGCGAUCGGCCCCCCAGAGAGCCAUGGCCACAGCGGCCACAGCGGCCACAGGACCGCUAGGAGGAGGAUCAGCAGUGACAGCUGCAGCCGGCGCAGUAGCAGCCGCGGGAGGGCAGUCAGCUGUUCCAGGCGGCGGCGCUCUCACCACGUCGCCCGAAUCGGCCACAGCGUCCAGCCAGCCCGGGUCGCCAGCAGCCUCAACGUCGACGCCGCCACAGUCGCUUGUAGCGCCGUCUACCGCAUCCUCGUUCCACCACCAUCCACGAGGCCGUCUUGUGAGCAGAGCCUGCGAUCGAUGCCGUCGUCGCAAAGCUAAGAUUUGCGUUUACACUUACACCCAUAUCCUCAUCUGCAUCUGCAUGCCCGUACAUGCUCGCCCGCCGCCCUUCUUUCUAAUGCUGCGUUACGCCGUCCAAUACCCUGAUACGCUCGCGAUCUCCCCACUGACAGAUGUUUUCCCCCACCAAAAGUGCGAAUACCUCAGCGCCGUCGAUAGCUGCACGCACUGCCGCGAUGCACACGUGCAGUGCACCUUCGACUUGCCACUGGCCCGACGCGGUCCCAAAGCCAGGAAGAAAAGCGAUCUGCCCGGCCAGCCACCUUCAGAUCCGAGCGCGCUCUCCACCGGCGCCCGUGGAGCCGGCGCCCAGAUGCCGCCGCCGUUGGCCUUCUCCGGCCCCGCAGUAGGUGGACUGCAGCCCUUCAACUCGUCGUCUCUGUCGCCCGAGGCCCCGUGGGAGCCCGGCGAGCCUCUCAGCCUGGACAACGGCCUGCCGCGGCAGCAGAUGGGCGAUCUGCCGGGCCUCUCCACUAUCCAAAACAUAUCGACGCGCCAGCGAUGGCUACACCUUGCCCAGGCCAUGACGCUGCGCAACACGACGCUGGAACGAGUGUCGAAGCGAUGUAUCGACCUCUUCUUUGACUACCUCUAUCCUCUCACCCCCCUGGUGUACGAGCCGGCCCUGCGGGAGGUCCUUGCAUACAUCUUCUCGCAGCCAAUACCCGGCAUGAACCAACCCUCGCCUAUCGCGCAACUCACGCCAGACCCGACGGCCGGGACCACCCCCCUCAGCGCAGCCGAGUCGUGGGCCGGCUUCGCGCAGCUCAAUGGCUCGCGAGCCGUUGGCAGCAGGCUGGCUCCCUGGGCCGAUUCGACCUUCACCCUGGUCACAGCUGUUUGCGCAGAGGCAGCAUUUAUGCUACCCAAAGACAUUUUCCCCGAAGGAGAAUCCGUCUCCGAAAUCUUUCUUGAAGCUUCUCGAGACUGUCUUCACCAGCAUCUCGAGGCCGAUUUGGAAAAUCCGACGGCAAACUCAAUUGCCAUUCGGUAUUUCCACUCCAAUUGCCUCCACGCCGCGGGGAAACCAAAGUACUCGUGGCACAUCUUUGGCGAGGCCAUUCGCCUGGCCCAAGUUAUGCAUCUUCACGAGGAGGCGUCGCUGGAAGGGCUUGUCCCCAUUGAGGCAGAGUUCCGUCGGCGCUGCUUCUGGAUCCUGUAUCUGGGGGACAAAUCCGCAGCCAUAUUGAACAACCGUCCCAUAACUAUUCACAAAUACUGCUUUGAUACGGGCAUCACCACCCUGUACCCGUCGGGGAUUGAGGACGAGUUCCUAAUUACGGCUUCCGAGCCGCCCAGAAAGAGCUUUAUUUCCGGCUUCAACGCCAAUGUGCGGCUUUGGCAGUCUGCGGCCGAUCUUUUACUGGAAAUCAGGGUGCUCCAAGACCAGAUGAUGCAGCAUUUCCGCGGGAACCUGCCCCCCAAUCAUGUGCUGCCGUCUGCGGACAGGCAGCACCUCGACUCCCUCUAUGUUAGGUUCAUUACCUGUUUGGACGACCUCCCGCCAUACCUCCAAUCAUGCACUCUGGCCAUGGCGGCCAUGGCCGAGGGUAAUGGGUCUGCGGAGUCGAAGCAGUACGUAAUCCAAUGCACGAAUCUGCAGGUGACUUUCCACUGCCUGCGGAUGGUAAUCACGCAGAAAUUUGAGGAUCUGUCCUACUUUGCUCCCGGAGUUGAGCAAGCAGACUUGAGAAAGUCGGAGAUUGUGCGAGAUAUGCUGAGGGUGAUGAACGAGGCGCCGUUUUGGGGUCUCCAAGCAAACGGCGAGCCAAAUGUUGAAAAGAUACGCCUUAUCGGAGCUAGUUUGCUAGCUAUUAUCCAUCGGCAUCAGGAUAACCCCCUGGCGACCCGAGCAAGGGGCGACUUCUCAGUACUUUUGGAUAUUCUGACGCGGCUAGACUCCAAGGCGUCUGAUCAGCUUCGGAAUACUUCCAAUACCGUUGUUGGCUAA